AUGAGUGGAAAUCAGGGAAUGCAGAUGCUUAUCCCCCUUGUGAACAAGUUGCAGGAUGCAUUCGCGUCACUCAGUGUUCCUCUCAAUCUGGACCUUCCACAAAUUGCUGUGGUAGGAUCGCAAAGUGCUGGUAAAAGCUCUGUUCUGGAAAAUUUUGUUGGAAGAGACUUUCUUCCCCGUGGAUCUGGAAUCGUUACCAGAAGACCACUCAUUUUACAACUUAUUCAUGGUCCUACUGAAUAUGCUGAGUUCCUUCACUUAAAGAAUAAACAUUUCACAAAUUUUGACGAUGUUCGCAAAGAGAUUGAGGCUGAAACUGAUCGAGUGACUGGCAAAAACAAGGGUAUUUCGAAUAUUCCCAUUAAUCUUCGGGUGUACUCUCCACAGGUCUUGAAUCUCACCCUCAUUGACUUGCCGGGUCUAACGAAGGUACCGGUUGGUGAUCAGCCUCAUGAUAUUGAGCAGCAAAUUAGAAACAUGAUUUUGGAAUUUAUAGAGCCGGAAAAUACACUGAUAUUAGCUGUAACUCCAGCGAAUUCAGACUUGGCCAACUCUGAUGCUCUCAAGAUUGCCAAAGAGGUUGACCCAACAGGAAUCCGAACCAUCGUGGACGAAAAGGCUCUGAGGCGGGAGAUUGCCUAUGCUAUUCGCAACGUUCAGGGUAUUCGAGGUGGUCUUUUCACACCCGAUCAGGCGUUUGAUGUGAUCGUCCGAGAUCGUAUUGGCCGUCUUUUGCCACCCACUUUGACUUGCAUAGAUCAAGUUGUCAGCAAGCUCUCAGGCAUUGUGCACUCUUGCCUCGAACAGAUGAGCAGCUAUCCUCGGCUUGCUGACGAAGUGGAACGAGCCAUCAAUUCACGGAUUCGGGAGUCUGAGGUGAAAACAAAGGAUCAGUUGCGCUCCCUUACUGAAUACCAACUCGCCUACAUGAACACCAAUCACGAAGACUUCAUUGGAUUCAACAAUGCCGAUCCUCAGAACGCGAACCAGUCAGCAAAACAGAAGCUUGGUAAUCAGGUCAUUUGUAGUGGUUGGCUGGCUUUACUGAACGAAAAAGUACUUCGUGGUGGAAGCCGAUACUAUUGGUUCGUUCUCACAACCGAAUCGCUUACCUGGUACCGCAAUGAGGAAGUGAGUCACUAUUUCUAUUUCUUGCGAUAUUUUUGUUAG
This is a messenger RNA of Rodentolepis nana, 1170 nucleotides long. The record is from the annotation of a GenBank genome assembly. NCBI's taxonomy places the organism in Eukaryota, Metazoa, Platyhelminthes, Cestoda, Cyclophyllidea, Hymenolepididae.